AUGGUUUCUGAAGCUGAGGUUCUUACGGCUUUCCUUCUUGAGAGGCUUGAUUUCGACGAGCUGUUUCCAGAGGGAAAGUUCAGCAAGAACUUCAACAACGCCCCAGAUGAGAUGGUACAGGAGUUUCACAAGACUUUGAAGAGAAGGUAUUUGAGAAGGCUCGACAGAGUCAAUGCCGUUGUUCAACAGAUUUCGAAUGACGAAGCCAAGCGGAUCAAAAUCUCUGAAGAAGAGUUAGCAAAGAACAAGACGGCCAAAGCUGACACCGAUGAUAUAGUCGUGAGAUUAGACGAUGUUUCGAAAUUACUGGACAAGGAGAUCGAAUCCUUAGAACAGGAAGUUUCGAAAGAGCAACGGUCACUAGAAGAUCUAUUGGCAGAGUUGGAGAAUGUUGCCAUACCCAAGACUGAAUCUAUUGACAAGGAGAGCUUAAGCCGUCUUAUUGAAUUGCUUGAGAAGUUCGAAUCUCUACAGGAAUGA
Messenger RNA from Williopsis jadinii, 480 nucleotides. RefSeq lists its product as uncharacterized. The transcript has a single exon. Lineage: Eukaryota; Fungi; Ascomycota; Saccharomycetes; Phaffomycetales; Wickerhamomycetaceae. The record is from RefSeq and is a predicted model, not a curated record. Bases 1 to 480 code for a protein of 159 amino acids.